Gopherus flavomarginatus (Mexican gopher tortoise) is the source of this 2100-nucleotide messenger RNA. RefSeq names its product interferon-induced GTP-binding protein Mx1-like. The transcript is spliced from 14 exons. Bases 99 to 2030 code for a protein of 643 amino acids. Gene Ontology annotation, cellular component: microtubule; cytoplasm; membrane. The record is from RefSeq and is a predicted model, not a curated record. Lineage: Eukaryota; Metazoa; Chordata; Testudines; Testudinidae. Gene Ontology annotation, biological process: defense response to virus. Gene Ontology annotation, molecular function: GTP binding; microtubule binding; GTPase activity.
CUAAUGAGCAUUGUAUAGCCAAAAGCAUCAGAGUAUUAGCAGUUCCUUCUCAGCUCAACCUCUGAAACAGGAAAACAUCUUGAAGACUCCAGUGUAGCAUGAUGUCUGGGAAGAAUGUCAAGGGAGAGAAGAAAAACCCAUCUCCCAUGGUGAAUAACAAAGCACAGAAAGCAGAACACACCUUGUGCAGUCAAUAUGAGGAGAAGGUUCGUCCCUGUAUUGAUCUCAUUGACUCCCUGAGAGCGCUCGGAGUAGAAAAGGACCUGGCUUUGCCAGCAAUUGCAGUGAUUGGAGACCAGAGUUCUGGAAAAAGCUCGGUCCUAGAAGCCCUGUCUGGAGUCGCUCUUCCUAGAGGCAGUGGUAUUGUUACCAGAUGUCCUUUAGAGCUCAAACUGAAGAGAGUGCAUUACACACAGGAAUGGAAAGGAAAAAUUACUUACUUGGAGAUAAAGCAAGAACUGAAUGGUCCUUCAGAAGUGGAAAAAGAAAUAAGGAAAGCCCAGGAUGCAAUGGCUGGUGAAGGAGUGGGCAUUAGCCAAGAAUUAAUUUCCCUAGAAAUUAGCUCCCCAAAUGUUCCAGAUUUGACACUGAUUGAUCUGCCAGGGAUUGCUAGGGUGGCUGUGGGGAAUCAGCCAAAAGACAUUGGAAAUCAGAUCAUAAAUCUAAUUAAAAAGUAUAUUUGUAAGCAACAAACUAUAAAUCUGGUAGUGGUACCAAGUAAUGUGGAUAUUGCAACUACAGAGGCCCUAAGAAUGGCUAAAGAGGUGGACCCUAAGGGGGAGAGAACUCUAGGGAUUCUCACAAAACCUGAUUUGGUCGACAGGGGAACUGAGAGCAAUGUAGUCGACGUCGUCCGAAAUCUCAGCAUCCCCCUGAGGAAGGGCUACAUGAUUGUUAAAUGUCGUGGGCAGCAGGACAUCCAUGACAACUUGACACUGGCCUCUGCAAUUCAGAAAGAGAGAGAAUUCUUUGAGGAGCAUGAAUAUUUUAGUAUCCUUUUGGAAGAAAGAAAAGCUACUAUCCCACUUUUGGCAGAGAAACUUACGCAGGAACUGAUAGAGCACAUUAAUAAAUCACUUCCAACUUUAGAAAAUCAGAUAAAGGACAAACUCCAGGUGGCAAACAACAAGCUACAAAAAUAUGGCCAAGGUGUGCCAGAAUCAGAAGAAGAGCAGAUGCUCUUCCUAGUAGAUAAACUCAAACUCUUUAACCAGAACAUCAUGAAUUCAGUGCAAGGAGAAGAAAUUGUAACUGAUAAACCAAAACAAAGACUAUUCACAAAAGUUCGCAAGUUCUUUAAUGAAUGGGAAGCCCACGUUAAUAACAGUACACUGAAAGUAAAAGAAAUUAUGAAAGAAGAAGUGUGGGGCUUUGAAAAUCACUAUCGUGGAAGAGAGCUCCCAGGAUUUGUCAAUUACAAGACAUUUGAGGCCAUUGUGAAACAACAAAUUGUGCUGCUGAAAUCACCAGCUAUCAUGAUACUGAAGACAGUGACUGAGCUUGUACAAGAAACUUUUACUGAAAUUGCCAUGCGACACUUUGAGAACUUUUUCUAUCUUUUCAGAGAAGCUAAGACUAGAAUUGAAGACAUAAAACAAAAACAAGAGGAAGAAGCUGAAACUGUAAUUGCCAAUCAGUUCAAAAUGGAACGCAUCGUUUACUGUCAGGACAGUCUUUACUGUGAGGAUUUACAGGAAAUUAGAAGAACUCCUUUUGCUUUUAAUCAUACUCAGUCUAUUGCAUCUCAAAAACAGUAUUCCAUUGAUGAAAUGGCUUACCAUUUGAAUGCCUAUUUCAAGGGUGCAGGCAAUCGUCUCUCCACUCAAAUUCCUUUGAUUAUUCAGUCCUACGUCCUCCAGGACUACACUGAAAAGUUACAGAAUGCAAUGUUGCAACUUUUGCAAGAUAAAAAUCGAUUCAGCAUUCUUCUUCUUGAGAAGAAAGAUGCUGCCACUGAAAGGAAAAAUUUGAAAGAAAGAAUUAAACGUCUGACACAAGCUCGACAACGCUUAGCAAAGUUCCCAGGUUAAAGCAGAUGUGCUAAGCAACAGCACUUUUUUUUCUUUAUUUCUCUUGUGUGAGUUAGUUAGAGACCUAAAU